Molecule: messenger RNA, 1500 nt
Organism: Aspergillus uvarum CBS 121591
Lineage: Eukaryota; Fungi; Ascomycota; Eurotiomycetes; Eurotiales; Aspergillaceae
Product: cytochrome P450
Exons: 2
Coding region: 1-1500 (499 amino acids)
Molecular function (GO): heme binding; oxidoreductase activity, acting on paired donors, with incorporation or reduction of molecular oxygen; iron ion binding
Source: RefSeq, a predicted model, not a curated record
AUGUUCUUCAUAGCCGUGUUCAUUCUUGCCGUAUGCCUCGCUGUUAUCUCAUAUACCCUGACAACAGUCAGCAACCUGCCGGCGCCAGACUUCCCAUCUAUUCCACCAUGGCAGACGCUAUCCGACAUCGUUGCCGGCAUGACACGAGCGGAGUCGUACGAUCAUGGGAUGCGACCCAUCGUCGAAAAGCAUGGCGCCGUCAACAUCUGGCAGGGCGGUCGCUGGGUCGUUGUGGUGACGCGCCCCGAACUGGUGACCCAGGGCGGAAACAUUAAGAAGCUGCCCUACAGCGUCUUUGCCCGCCUUUUCGGGGUCAACAUCAUCGACUCCCAUGGUGCACUUCACGACUCCUUCACCGAGAUCAUCAAGCCGGGACUGCAGCGCAAAUUUGAUCUCCACCCGGUGCGAGCCAGCUCGCAGCGGUUGGCGCAGAGCCUGCAGCAGCAGCAAAAGCACCGGCCCGGGUCGAGGGUGGAAAUCCAACAUUCGACUCUCAAUUGGGCGAUCGACGUCGUCGCCGACAGUCUCAUGGAUUUGAGCCCGGAGCGCAUGGCGGAGCAUCGUCCGGCUGUGCAUGAGGCGAUGCAUCGGUUCCUGACCGGAAUCUCGACGAAGCUCCAGACGUUGCUGUACAGUGUCUUCCCAGGCCUGGAGCGUUGGCCGUGGCUGAUGCCCUCGGGCGACUACGGUAUUCGCAUUGUGGAUACCCUAGAAGCUCGCAUCCAGAAUCUGGCCGAGAUCGCCUCCCAAGACCCCAGCCUGGCAGCAUCCCACCAGCCUUCACACUACGAUAACGAGAAAUUGAUCCAUCGCCUGCGGCGCGCAUUGGAGAGGGGGGAUAUAUCCAAGGACCACUUCCGCGGCAACCUGAACCAGCUCUUCAUCGCCGCGGUGGAGAACAUCGACAUCGUGCUCAACUCCGCCAUGUGGGAACUGGGGAAGAACCCCACGCUGCAGAAUCGCCUGCGGCAGGAGGUCCUCGCGUGGCUGCCCGCCAACAAGCAGACCGGGUAUUCCGAGAGCGAUCUCGACGCGCUCCCGCUCCUCACAGCUACCAUCUACGAGGCUCUUCGCUUGUACCCGCCUCUCAUCAACCUGAUCAACCGAUCCACGACCCAGCCGGUCUGCCUGGGAUCCACGAGCAGCCGCCCCCUCCCGACGGGGACCUGGGCCGGCUGGCACGCAUACGGUACGCACACCGACCCCAGUGUCUGGGGGGCCUCCGCGCGGGAAUUCGACCCCGAUCGCUGGGGCUGCGACCCGGUCUCGAUUCGCAACAUGUUUCGCUCGAUGCAGGUCAAGGGGAAGUACCUCCCGUUCACGACCCACGCGCGCCGAUGUCUGGCCAGUAAGUUCGCCAUCACCGUGCUCAAGAUCGCCCUCUGUGAGCUGCUCGUCGCGGUCGAAUGGGAGCGAGAUCCCGAGUAUAAGUUCGAGUUGGUCAAGGUAGGGUUGCGCCCCCGCUUCGGUCCGGAACAAUGGUUACUAAGCAUUAUAUAG